AUGGCUCUACGCGCUCUUUGUUCGCUGCAGCAGCAGCAGCAGCAGCAGCAGCAGCCCCAGAGGGCCUGCUGCAGCCAGAGAUAUCCACAUGCGGUGCACUUAGAGCCAAGGACUUGUUUUUUGUAUCAGCCCGUCUUUCCUUGGAUUGAGUGUAGCGUUGAGAGCUGCUUCACAGCAGCAGCAGCAGCAGCAGCAACUGCAGCGGCAGCAGCAGCAGCAAACCUAGCACAAACAGGGUCUCUGCACAGUUUAGCAAAUCGAAAUGGAGUUAGGGUUUAG
Eimeria necatrix is the source of this 279-nucleotide messenger RNA. RefSeq lists its product as hypothetical. The coding region runs from base 1 to 279 and encodes 92 amino acids. NCBI's taxonomy places the organism in Eukaryota, Apicomplexa, Conoidasida, Eucoccidiorida, Eimeriidae. The record is from RefSeq and is a predicted model, not a curated record. The transcript has a single exon.